Messenger RNA from Polychytrium aggregatum, 996 nucleotides. RefSeq names its product Ydr279p protein family-domain-containing protein. Gene Ontology annotation, cellular component: nucleoplasm; ribonuclease H2 complex. Lineage: Eukaryota; Fungi; Chytridiomycota; Chytridiomycetes; Polychytriales. The record is from RefSeq and is a predicted model, not a curated record. The transcript is spliced from 9 exons. Bases 113 to 865 code for a protein of 250 amino acids. Gene Ontology annotation, biological process: ribonucleotide metabolic process; RNA catabolic process.
CCAGGCAACCCGGCCGAGCAACCUGCCCGAGAUCUGAUCUGCCCGAGAUCUGAUCUGCCCUCCACUGGCUCAACAGCACCCGCACCAACACCAACCACAAGAGCGCCGCGAGAUGAUUCUGGUUCAGCCGACAAGCUCCUCGGGCUCCCAAGAGAUCCAGUUUUUCAACUACCCGCAUCCAAAAACAGACCUGCCCACAACAUUUGCUGUUCAGGAUGGCAGGAUCAUGGAGCUUCAGACCUCUGGAUCUGGUGCUGACAAGACCUCUUGGUUUGUCGAUAACCGGGUCGAAGAAGAUGGAUCGCUCUUGGUGCUGACGCCGAUCGACCCGGCGUUUCUGAUCUUGCCGCCGCUGCUCAGGGCCAGGCUCUCCGAGAGUGGUCACCAGAAGUAUUGGCCGCUGGAUGAGAUCGCAGAGUUGAGCAGCCCGCAUCUGAAGGAGCUAACGUCUCUCUACGACAUCGAGCCCCAUGUGCAGCAAUUGUGCGAUAUCAAGGAAAGCGUCGGCACCGCUCAGGGUCAAUUCCGGCUCUCGGAUGCAAAAGUCCUGAAGUGGCUGGGCUGCAAGAAAUCCCGGCUGGAGAGGCUGGCAUCGAGACCUGGCGAGCCGAAUCCAUAUGCUUCCGAUGAAGCCGCCGUCGUCGACCUACUGUGUGACUACCUGCCGAGCGAGCUGGAAGAGCUAUUCCGAUCGCAGCAUCCACAUCUCGUCUCGACACCGUCACAGGCACCUAUCUAUGAAGGUGCUUCGGGACAGCCGAUUGCCGAGCCAUCCUCCAAGAAACCCAAAACGGCCAAGGCAGCCAAGACUCGGACGGUUUCGGCGGCCCAGACGACGCUGCACUCGUUCUUCAAGAAGGGAUGAUUGUGUGUCUGGAGCGGAUGCGACGGGGACGACACCAUGACUUUGGCUUGUCCAAGGGUGAUGUGAGGAUAUUCUGGGUGGUGCCGCUGGAACCAAGCAUCGCUGGAAUCAAACGUCGCUGGAAUCAUCAA